Messenger RNA from Pomacea canaliculata, 5528 nucleotides. RefSeq names its product endoplasmic reticulum lectin 1-like. The coding region runs from base 99 to 1541 and encodes 480 amino acids. Gene Ontology annotation, cellular component: endoplasmic reticulum lumen. Gene Ontology annotation, biological process: retrograde protein transport, ER to cytosol; endoplasmic reticulum unfolded protein response. Lineage: Eukaryota; Metazoa; Mollusca; Gastropoda; Architaenioglossa; Ampullariidae. The record is from RefSeq and is a predicted model, not a curated record. The transcript has 14 exons.
UGCGUUCCAGUGGCAUGGCAGCGCGCACGAUAUGGGCUGAGGCGAUUACACGUCGACUAAUUUAGCCUCCGUUUCUUUUUGAGAGCCUCAACAAAAACAUGGCUCGGAUGUUAUUGUGGAUAACAGGUUUACUUGCAGUAAACGUGUUACAACUAUCAUGCACAGAUUUCGAUCCCUUCAUGGACCACACAAUGUUCAUAAUCGAUUGGAAGGGACCGUUACGUCUUGAUCCAAACAGUGGGAGUGGUGACACUGAAAAUUUGGUUGUUAUGACAAAAGAUAAAGAAAAAUACCAAUGUAUUUUACCUCAAGUUGCAAGUAGCAGAAAACAUCAGGAGAACAUAGAUGGAUACACAGGUCCCUCAGCCACAGAACUGAUGGAGAGUCUGUUUCAUAAAACUAGCUGCUCGUAUAGGCUUGAGAGCUAUUGGACCUAUGAAUUGUGUCAUGGCAGGCAUCUUCGGCAGUAUCAUGAGAGUAAAGAAAUGGGAAAGAAGCCUAAACUGCAAGAGUACAUUCUAGGGUUGGGUCACCUGGCUUCCACAUCCACUCAAACAGGAACAGACAAGGCAGGUUCAGGUGUGGCCAGUCAAGAUCUUACAGAUAAGAAUAUCAAGUAUCGCAAGAUUGAUGGCAUUGAUUUGCCCUACUAUGAAGUGUGGAUGUCUGAGGGCACACCUUGUGACUUGACUAAUCAGCCGAGAAGAACACAUGCACUUUAUGUGUGUCAACCAGAUGGAAAUGGGGAACUCUAUGAGCUCAAAGAAAUCUCAACUUGUGAAUAUGAAGUUAUGGUCCUAACAUCAGUUCUGUGCUCUCAUCCACUGUUUAGACCUAAGGAUCUACCUGUCAACAAAAUCAGCUGUCAUUCCAUGUCUGGUGCUCCACCCAAACCCAGUCAGCUGCAGGCUUGGGAGAUAGAGUCUUCUAGACUCACAUUACAGCAGGAAAAUCUCUUCGAGACAAGUACUGAACCGCUUGAAGGAGAAGAACAUGAGCCGCAACCUGUGACCCCACCACCUAAAGAACAUUCAGCACCAAAAGCUGCAUCAUCUGCUGGUACCAGCACCCCCAUUGGAGAACUCACAGAUAGACAGAUGUUGAAGGAUAUAUUGUCUGGUGACUAUUGCCUUCAAGGUGGGACAGGUUGGUGGAAACAUGAAAUAUGUCUUGGACAAUAUGCUCGGCAGUUUCACAAAGAUCGAAGUGGUGAAAUCUCAAUACUUUUAGGACAGUUCAAUGAGGCCACACAUCUCCAGUGGCUUAAUGACCAUCCAAACAAGAGGCCUAAACCACCAGGUCAGCGCAAGGUGCUGAACUACAUGUAUGGUGGAGGAGAUAUAUGUGAUCUGACUGGCAAACAUAGAUUUGUGGAGGUCCGUUUAAAGUGUGUACCAAACAGCCAAAACCCACAUGGUGUGUCACUUUUCCUGUCAGAACCAGCUUCUUGUGAAUAUGUGUUAGUGGUGGAGUCUGCAAUGUUUUGUGAAUUGAUUGACAAAGCAGACAACAACGCUUUGAUAAAAGAUCCAGAUUUGUAGCCAGCAUUACAUCUAGCCUGUACUGGAAAAUGUUUUGCUCAGCGUCAUCUUCAUCAAUGUUCUAAUUACCUCAUAAGAAUACCAGCUAUGGAAUUUGUGGCAAAUCAUUUAGAACAUUUUUAUUACAAACCAUUUGUAUUGUUUCUAAUAUCUCAGUGCACUAUUAAGAGAUAUUCUGGCCAUGGUGAAAGUUUACAAAAAAGAUGGAGUGCUACAGUGCAAUGAUGCAUCAUACAAAUGUGCAGAAUAAAAAACAAUAAAUUAUCUACUUCUGUUUCACACUGUUGUGUCUGAAAACAGAUUUUGAUGUGCAGAUAACAGUCUGUAGUGCCACGUUGUUUCAUUUUACUGCUGAUAUGUGUGUGUGUGUGGGGUAUUUUUUGUUUAUGAUCGUUAAAAUGGCACCAUUCAAAUCUUAGCAGAAAAAUUCCUAACAGUCAUAAAUUGACAGAUUUUCUAGCAUUUUGUAGAUUAACAUACUAACACCACUAUUCCCUACUGUUUCAUGCAUACUGUUGUGUAUAAUUUCAUUACUGGAUUUCUCAAGGUGAAGGAUUUCUUGUCAGAUAUUUUAAAUGGCACUUAAGGCCCAAAUGUCACAGCAAUGCUUUCUCUUGAUGCUGUGAUGAAUUUAUUCCUCGCGUAUACUUUGUGAAUCCACUGUAAUAUUUGCUUUCCAGAAAUACAAGAAAUUUCAGCUCUACAUUGUGGGAUGAAAGAUAUUUGUUCCCGUUUUUUUUUUUAAGCAUUAAAUUUGUUCCCUAAGCAAAGGCGUCUUUCUCAGGUGCUGGUGGAUUGUCUGACACUUUUAUUUCUUUGUGGAUGAACAUGUACAUUUGACUUACACAUCAGUAGUUUAUGAAAGAAAAAUGUUGCUAUAGUUAGAGGUUUGAUACAGAAAUGCAAAUUAUGUUUUCAUGUUUGCAAUUUAUUGUUGUUAUGAGACCCAGUUCAAAACUGUUUACCAUUUUAACUGUGACGUGUGCUUGGAAAAAAUCAUAUAUGGUGGCUGGGUUUCAAAUGGAAGUCCCUACACUUAGAGUGUUAAAAUUGUGAUAGAGAUGGGUUGCACUAGUGUCCUGCACAUUUCUUGCACAGCAAUAUGAACUUUAACAGACAAUGAAUCUGGUUUCUCAUUGUCACACUUGUAUGAGGUGUAUUAGUUGUAAGACUGCAUUUGUAUGCACUGGGUUAUGCUUCAGAACUCUUGUGUGUUAUGUCUGUGUGCAAGUUUAUAUUUAUGAAUGGGGAAAAAAGUUAAUAUUUAGUAAGAAAGUACUCGGUCAAAUGAAAACAAAGUUUGAUUCAAUAUGCACUAGGUAAAAUGCUAUAAAUCCACAUCAUACUCUGGCAUACAAUGCUUCGCAGUUUUCUAAAUGUCACCUGCAAAGGGCUUCCAUAGUUUUGAUUUGAUGGAGUAGAAUGCUAUGUGUCUUCUUUUCUUAUUUAAUUUUGUUGAGAAAUUAUAGCAUAAAGUGCUAUUUACCUGUUGCCUAAUAUAAAUUUAACACAAUCAUCGUUUCAGGAGUAACCUUAAAAAUGAAACCAUAUUUUUUUAUUGAUGUGGUGGGCAGUGGUUAUAUUACUUAUAAGAAAGACUUUACAUGAUAAAGAUUACAAUUUAAACAAUUGAAAAAACAAACAAACGCUAUAGUCAGCAGGUAGGUGAGUACUCAGCUCAAUGUAACCAUACAUAGCAGGAUAUCUUAAUGGCUAAGUUUUGUCAUGCAUUAUACAUAAGUUUUAAAAAUACAGUGCAGUUUCAUAAUGGCAGACUGAGUCCUUAGUUGUGAAGCCAGUAAAAGAACAUUAACAAAAAAAUUAUAGGACCUGUAAUUCAAUAAUAUAAAUAUUCUUUAUUUUAGAGUGAAACACUUGUCAAUUUUAUGAAGCAUUUUCAACAAAUAACCUGAAGAAAUGUUAGCAGUGGAUUGUUGUUCUUGAGGUUGGGUGGAAGAGGCAGUUUGAAAUUUGGAGAAUGGGAAGGAGUAUGUGGGAGAAAGGGAUGAGGGAGUGUUGGGGGAGGGUUAUUAUUCCACUAUGUGGCAGGUGUUGGUUAGUGCAUUUACUCCUUGCUGUUGGGUUCAGGAAUGCUGCCAAGUCAGUAAUGGUAAUAAUAACAAUAAUAAAGGGGAUUUAUAUAAACACUGCUCAAUGCACUUUGCAAAAAAAGGCAAAUACAUACAGAAAGACGCAACAGUCAUGUGACAGCUGUGGACACAGACCAAAACAUACCAGCAUUCAAAUAGAAUGACAAUGACAAUUCUUUAGAACAUUAACAAACUGUAUGAACACAAAAAUAGUGAGUUUGAAAUAGCACAUGGAGCAGUCUUAUACUGAUGAACUUAAAGACUUCAAACGAUAGUAACAUGUUCCAAUAGCGACAGGAGACUGCAGAACAAAUGACUGCCAGUUCCAGCCCUCGGUAUUGUUCAGUGCUGGCUGCCAGAUCACUAUGUUGCACUGCUUCUAUGUUCUAGCCUGGGAUUUUUGUUUUUCGGUUUGUUGUUAGAUUUAUCUGUAUGGUAUGUGAUGUAGAUAUACCUCACAUUGGUACUUAUAUAUUUCCCUUGUUACUAAAUGUAUGCUUGAUUAUUGUUUUGGUUAUGUAUGUUGAAAGAGGCCUGUAUAUUUACUAUUUUGGGGGAAAUUUAUUGGUUAGGCAAGUGAUAUCUGUAUUUCAUUUAUGGCAAGACGCCAUCUUUUGUACUUUUUUUCCUUUGAUAGAUAUUGUCUGGGUUUCCACUAUUGUUACUACUACUGACAGCACGUUAUGGCAUAGUUCUUUGGGUGGGUUGAAACAGUUCUGUGCAUGAAAGAUCUUUAUACAUAAGUAAAGUAUUAUCCAUUAAAUCUUGCUAUUUUGAUUGAUCAGAUCCCUUUGAUUUGUAGAAAAGCAAAGUAUUGCUAGGCUGGUUACUGGUUAGUUUCCUAGUUCUUUUGCCUUCACUUUUGUAUUUUACUUGCCUCGUUUCUUUACUGCUGGCUUAAUUAUUAGUAUUCUCUCUGUUGGAGAAAAAGGAAUGUUGAGGUGACUUUAGGAUUGGUAUUUUGUUUUACUGUUAGCCUUGCUAGUUUAUCAGCUCAUUUGGUUUUACUCCAAUAUGUGAGGGAACCGAAAGAAACUUGAGGUCCCCAUUGUCUUUGUUAAUGUUAUUUGUGUAAAACAGUCUCACAUACCAUGUCUAAUCUGUUAGAUGAUUGACUUUUCAGAGCCUGGAGUGCCAACAGUGAGUCUGUAUGUCUUGUCCUACAUUUUUGUAGUUUUUUCUGUAUUGUCUGGAGCUGACUGGCAGUGAAUAUAGAAAUAUGUCUGGUGUAGAUGAUCAUAUUGUGGAAGAAUAAACUCCCAGUUCAGUAAUAUAUGAUCUGUGUGUAAAAUGUAUCUGAAUAGUUUUUGUAAAUGAUGCUUAGUUUUGAGCCUUAUUUCAGAAGUGAUCUGAUUUUGUUCUUUCGUGAGAUCUGUGGUUGGGGAAGUGUCAAGGUAGAGUUGGAAUGAUCAUGCUAGGGUAUGGUGUUGGAUAGUGGGAUGACCUGUGCAUGUGGGGUUGUGAGUGAAUGUUAGACAAGAUGUUCUGGUGAGAAUCAUCUUGUAGUAGUAGUUGACUGUUCUUUCCUUGAUUUAUCAGUUCUAAAGGCCAGCACUUUUAGGUUUUGAGUGUUUAAAGUAAUUCCAACAUUACUUUUAGCACCAUAGCCUAUACUGACUGAAGCUUAACUACUUGAUCUCAGAUGCACUGGAUGUAAAGCUGUAAUAGUUCCAGCAAGGGCUAGCAUAAAGGUUAAACAGAAAUGGUGGAUUAAUGCCCAAUUUUUAAUAAUUCCUGCUAGGUUUAUUCCUUUUUUGUGGGCAGAUAUCAUUAUUUUGUCUAUAUGUGGGAUCCAAUUUGCUUGCUUGGAGAAAAUUACACCCCAAAAUUGCAUCGGAGUUGUAAUUGUGUGGUUUCUGUUGGGUGGCAGGAAAAUAAAUUUUUUGCCAGGAGCAUU